Messenger RNA from Dermacentor albipictus, 5341 nucleotides. Its product is annotated as mucin-2-like. NCBI's taxonomy places the organism in Eukaryota, Metazoa, Arthropoda, Arachnida, Ixodida, Ixodidae. The record is from RefSeq and is a predicted model, not a curated record.
GAGCAAUCGAGCCACGUGAAAGACGAAGAAGCUCACGGGCCAAGGCAGCGUUCGUAGCCGGGCCCGUGGGCUCACCAAAAUUCGACCCAUCUUAUACAAUUUGCUGGGCGGAGUCCUGGGUAGCGGUGCAACGACCGCGAGCAGUCUGCUACCAUGAAGUCCCGGUCCCGCACGACUUCGUCGCCCUGGGCAGCCGGCGUGAAGAGGCCGACGUCGCCGUCCAUCAGGUCCCCCAAGACCCCGUCCAAUGUUGUUGUGACCACGCCGCUUGCGCCCGCUCAAAUCAUCAUCCAAGGCGGCUGGACGCCGUCCGGCCUCGCUGUCAACGUGGCCAGGCCUCACAGCAGGUCCAUCGCGUCGUCACAUGAUUCCGAGUUGAGCAUGCCGAUGAACGACGCCACUGGCUCGAGGAGCGUUGAAGCCCGCUUCCCUGGACUUCCGUCGCUGCCCGAGAGCAACAAAUCCACGGAAUUCAAUGGAAGCUGGAAGUCUCCGUUCGACGAAAUCCAGCCCAGGGUGCGCAGUUCAAAGAGCGCCACCGUCAAGCGCCCCGGCGUCGCCACUGCGUCCCCAGCGUCAGCGGCCAAAGGUGCGCUAUCUGAAAGACAUAGCGAGCUUGCCGCUUUCCCAGCCGACUCCCCGAUAAAGAACCGGGCUGCUUUCCCCAGCAGCGACUCUGCGACAAGCUUGGGCAAGCGUCGGAACGCGAAAAUGGCGGCAGAUGCUGCGCGUGGACUCUUGGGUCAGACAGGCCCCGAAAUGGCGAUUCCAGAGCAACACGAGAAGCUAUCCAAAAAGCGCCACGCGCCUUCGGCGACGUCUCGACCGUCAAUCUCGAAAACUCCGCGGACAUCCCAAGCUUCAUUUGCGUCGCCGCUCAGACAAGACUCGCAAGAAUUGGUUUCACAAGGCAGCCACCCUACUCUUCCACUGACGUCGCCUGGACCGCAUAUAGCGGAGGUGACGAUCGCACCAGUGGAAAUAAAUCCAAUUGUACAGGAUAGAGGGGGCUUCAGACCAAGUUCACCCGAAUCUUAUCCGGACGCGCACAGCGCCCACCACAAAUCUGCGCUGGCCAAGUUACUUAAGGAGUACCCGAUGGACUUUGCUAAAAAACAAGCACUUGCGCGAGCUAGGAGAGGUGCCUCUAAGAAUUCCCCAAGCGUGCUCACUCAGCCUGCGCGAGGGCGAAUAGCAAAGCUUAAGAAACCAUCGGAAACCGAACUUUCGAAAUCCGGAAAAGGCCGACAGCCGAAAACCCUUGCAUCACCAAAAUCGUCGCGGGAGGCAUUCACAAAGCCCAAAGCUUCCACGCAACAGUCUCCCAUCAAAGGCGCGCCCACCGUUGCCGAGGCGCAACAAACCCCGGUCGUAAUGCAGAGCGCAGCCACUUCACCCUUUGCAGAGCGGGAAGUUGAAAUGAAGAGUGCAAUAACCACGCUCUCACCACGGGAAGCAGUGUCUGCGCCUGCGGACACUGUUCUUCCUUUAAAGGCGGACACCUCGUCACCUCUAUCAGGACAAAGUGUGCUAGGUACCCCAAAGACUUCAACUGGCUCUCAGGAGAAACCGACGCAAGUAUCCGCAAGUGUAACGAAGAGUCCAACUGAAAGCCGUCCGGAUUCUCCGAAACUCGCGUUAUCUGCGUAUCGUGACGCAAUUUCGCCGCCCCAGUCACCUGAGCCGUGGUCGCCCAGAGCAACAGCUGGUUUCUUGGACGCUACCAAGAGUCCAAGGCCUGAUUAUCGCUCACCAUCACCGCGAUCAGGGCAAGGUGUGCCAGGUUCGUUAAACACUUCAACUGGCGCUCAGAAGAUAUCCACGCCGGUAUCCGCAAGUGCCGUAACGAAGACACCGACUGGAAGUCGUCCGGGUUCUCCGAAAGGCGCAUUAUCUGAGUAUCCUGAUGCAAUUUUGCCGCACUAUUCUCCUGAGUUACGGUCGCCCCGAGCAACAGUUGGGCUCUUGGACGCUACCAAGAGUCCAAGGCCUGAUGCCCCCUCAGCCCCACAGGUUUCGAAAAGUCCCUUCGGCAGCGAAGCGUCCGCUGAAAGGGCUAUUGUCGAGCGAGCAUCCCCUAUCACAGAUAUGGAGCCGAAAGACGGCCUCAUACGCCCAGACAUCAUGCCAGCCUCAACAACGGAUAAAUCGCCCGCACUAACCGCCGCAUCACCUUCGCUUCAAGUAGCAGAAGCCUCAUCGCCGCGGACACCGCAGUCUUUCUCAGAGGUGGCGAAGACUACUGCGAUCGCUCAUCCGGAGUCCUCUCGGGUCUCUGGAAGUCAGCCCGGCUCUCCAGUUGUUGCUUCUGCACUUGAACCGUGGUCGCCGCGGGCAUCAUCUGGCUUUUUAGAUCCAACCAAGAGUACCCGUGAGAGCCUUGGAGCAUCCCCUUCAGCCACGCAAGGUGGCCAAUCUUCUCAACCGUGGUCGCCGCGGGCAACAUCUGGCGCUUUAGAUCCAACCAAGAGCCCCCUAAGGAAGCCUGGAACAUCUCCUCAAGCGUCGCAAGGCGCCCAAACGCCUGAACCGUUGUCGCCGCGGGCAGCACCUGGAUUUUUAGAUCAAACGAAGAGUCCCCUAAAAAGGCCCGGAACAUCUCCUCAAGUGCCGCAAAGCGCCCUAUCUCCUGAACCAUACUGGCGGCAGGCAGAACCAGGCUUUUUAGAUUCUACCAAGAGUCCCCUAAAAAGGCCCGGAACAUCUCCUCAAGUGCCGCAAAGCGCCCUAUCUCCUGAACCAUACUGGCGGCAGGCAGAACCAGGCUUUUUAGAUUCUACCAAAAGUCAUGGAACAUCUCCUCAAGCAUCACAAGGCGCCAAAUCUCCUGAACCGUGCUCGCCGCGGGCAGCAUCCAGCCUUUUAGAUUCUGCCAAGAGUCCCCUAGAAAGGCCCGGUACAUCUCCUCAAGUGCCGCAAAGCGCCCUAUCUCCUGAACCAUACUGGCGGCAGGCAGAACCAGGAUUUUUAGAUUCUACCAAAAGUCAUGGAACAUCUCCUCAAGCAUCACAAGGCGCCAAAUCUCCUGAACCGUGCUCGCCGCGGGCAGCAUCCAGCCUUUUAGAUUCUGCCAAGAGUCCCCUAGAAAGGCCCGGUACAUCUCCUCAAGUGCCGCAAAGCGCCCUAUCUCCUGAACCAUACUGGCGGCAGGCAGAACCAGGCUUUUUAGAUUCUACCAAAAGUCAUGGAACAUCUCCUCAAGCAUCACAAGGCGCCAAAUCUCCUGAACCGUGCUCGCCGCGGGCAGCAUCCAGCCUUUUAGAUUCUGCCAAGAGUCCCCUAGAAAGGCCCGGUACAUCUCCUCAAGUGCCGCAAAGCGCCCUAUCUCCUGAACCAUACUGGCGGCAGGCAGAACCAGGAUUUUUAGAUUCUACCAAAAGUCAUGGAACAUCUCCUCAAGCAUCACAAGGCGCCAAAUCUCCUGAACCGUGCUCGCCGCGGGCAACAUCCGGCCUUUUAGAUUCUACCAAGAGUCCCCGAAAGAGUCCUGGAACAUCCCCUCAGGCGUCACAAGACUCUAUAUAUCCGGUUGCGGAUAGUUAUUCGCAAGUUAAACAGCUCGAACCUUGGUCCCCUAAAGCGACAUCUGGCACUCUGGACUCUACGAAGAGCCCUCGUUUAGCAGUACAACCAUCACCUCCGGCUUCAAAUGGCAAUCUUCAGCAGACGUCAUUACAGCAAAUCCAGUCGCCGCAACCUCCGGUCGGCCCGUUAUCGGAAAUAAAGAGUCCCCUCACACCAUCUUCGCAAGUUUCGGCAAGCAUCUCCAAGCUAGAAUCUGUGCAACAGCUCGUCAAUCCUUCAUCAACCAUCAUGGAGAUUAUCACAACAGAAAAAACUUUCGACCCGGCUGAGUACCCAGUCACUGAAUUAGCUCCGACAACAGAAAAAACUUUCGAGCCGGCUGAGCACCCAGUCACUGAACUUGCUCCGUCCCCAUCCUAUACGCACGUGCCACUCGACACAGUAAAGAGCCCUAGCCAGAGUUCUAGCGGUUCCCCUAGACGUGCUCUUAACGCUCUGGGACCGGCUUCUCCUACGCCGACGAGUGGCUUGGUAUCCCCAAGUGAGGUAGAGAGGCUUCUGGAAGCCAAGGGCAGCCCCACGAGCUUUUCUCCACAAAAAGGUUCGGAGCUGAAGGUUCCUUCCGGUCCCCUUGUGACCGCGCAAACCACUGACUCUGAGCAGAAGGCGAGCGCCGGUGGAUCUCCACAGCUCACCACCCCGUCAGCAGUGGAAAAGUCCCCUCGCGCGGAAUCUCCAUCCGGAAGUGGACUCGCAGAACCGGACAAGGAGAAAUCUUCGGUGGCGGCCCUUACGCAAGCGGCCGGGACGGGCACCGGCGUUGAGGGGCACCAGCCGAUCAUAAGGGCAAGUGCGGAACCUUUGACACCAUCCUCGAAGUCUCCUGAAGAGCCAUUCAGCCCUGAACAAAUCAUCGACGCCCGACAGCUCGAAGCCGACACGUCAGCUGAAGUCAUCGAGUCGCCAAAAUCGGGCGACAAGUCAGUCGCACUGCCCGUCGAAAAGCGAGCCAGCGCCGACAUUGUUGCCGCCGUGCCGAGUGACAGCGGAGUGGCAAGUGCCGAGAAAUCAGCCAUCACUUCCCCAGAAAGCGACGCCAAAGGUUCACCUCAGAAGAAGAAAGGCAAGAAGGGUCAAAAGGGGCGCAAGGUACCCAAGGGUUCCACGGCGUCCUCCGACGACGACAGCUUACCCAUCUCGGAACAUAUCGCACAGGCCGUCACAGAAUCUCCGGCCCAGUUCGCCGACAUACCGCUGCAGGUGAACAUGACGAUCGACUUGGUGCCCCCCAAAAGUACCAGUUCGACGUCUUCAGUGCGGACAAUCGUGUCACCGGUGCACAUCGAGAAGAAGAUGAUCGUGGAGAGCUGCAAGGACGGCCACGUGGAGGUCAAAAUUCCUCCCGUGUUCAUCGACACACCGGAGGGAAAGCACACCUCCGACUCAGCCCUGAACGUUUGUGUGUCUGUAGACGUUGGCAAGCAAGCCACGCAGGGUCACAAGACUCCCGAGCAAGAAUGCCGCCCUGCCGAGAAACCGUGGCGCUGAGCCUCGACACGUUACACUUCUCCGUACACGAGCGGCGGAAGAGUAGUGGCCGAUGCACGACGUGAGGCGCACCCAGGAAAAGAAAGUGCAAACGAAAGUGUCGACAGCUCGGUUUGCGGAACUGCGUGGCUGCUGCUCGCGUUUGCCGCUCGGUUUUUCGAUAAGAACUAGACGGGGCCAAUCGACAGCCAGCACUGCCCUCGGCGUCUCGAAUAAGCGGCCUUUGUGGCACUCUCUUUAGGGUCAAUAAACUUCCGGUCGAAAGCGA